This is a messenger RNA of Lottia gigantea (owl limpet), 159 nucleotides long. RefSeq lists its product as hypothetical. Lineage: Eukaryota; Metazoa; Mollusca; Gastropoda; Lottiidae. The transcript has a single exon. The annotation marks the transcript as partial. The record is from RefSeq and is a predicted model, not a curated record.
CCCUGUGGUGUACCACAAGGUUCCGUUCUGGGACCUAUCUUGUUUAAUAUCUUCACCAAACCACAAGUAUUGCCUCCAAAUAUGGCUUGUGUAUUCACCUAUUCGCUGAUGAUACUCAAAUGUAUGUUGGCUUCGAAGACAAGUCUGAAAAUGCUGUAG